AUAGCAUUGGUCCUUAUUACAGGGAAUACUCUAGAAAUGAAAAAUAAAUGUGCUAUUUGAAAGAAGCUGUUUCUAAAUUCUCCCAACUUGAAUAUUGCAUAGUCCGAUCUUAGCAGCCAUAUUUAUAAUACGAGCCAUUUUGUUUUGGUGUGUUUUAGAUGGUUGGUUAUUAAUAUUUUCGGUCGUAAAUAUACUCUUGAUUGUAGCUGAUGACUGGCGUGAAAUGGGCAUAUGACAAGGAGAUAUAUAAAUUGAGUUCUGUUUAUAAGUUAUUGUUUUUAAUUGAUUGGAGUCUUUUGCUGACACCUAGUUUCAAAUUGUGUAAUUUUUUGAAUGAGGAUUUUCACAACGCAGGUUGUGUAUGUUCAGCCGGAAACCGCGGGCUCAAACGUCGUCCCUCGGGAGUAUCUUAGUUAGGCCUAGUGGGGCCUAUGGUUUCAGUGUUAACUGUUUCGAAACCUGAAAUAGAUGCAAGAUUAUGUCAUUCAGACUCAAUUAUUAACUUAACGUUGUGUUCGUUCAGAUAUUAUCUAGAAAAACAUUUUUAGUAUAGGUCUUUAAAAUAGUGUUCUGUUGGAGCUGACCAUUUGCAUUUUUACUACAUAUACCCAGCCCUACUUUAGAAAAUGGAUGUUGGUUAAAGGACUGUUUAAUUUAAAGUACUGACUGGAGAGAUAUUUCAAACUAUAGUACUACAGAGAAAGAUGGCUUGUAGAACAGUGUGUUUGACUUGCUCUUCAUCAUGAAGGACGCUGAAGCAAUAAGUGAUGGCAAUUUGGUGGAGAUGGGAAGUAAUGGUAAUGCUGGGCGUCCACAACCAAAUCCUACAAGGUGGAUACUAGAAGCUAUAAAUAAAAUCAAGUACCAGAAGCAACGGCCUUCCAUUGAUAGGAUCUGCAGUGCUGUUCGACAGAAUAAUAAAGUAAGCAGAGACUUUAUUGUGGAACAGUUGGAAUUGGCUGUUGUUGAGGGUACAGUGCUUAAGGUGUAUAACAAGGGACUAUGCUCUUAUAAAGACCCAGCAGGAAAUUCUCAGGUGAAAACCCCUUCUAAAAGGAUAACAAAGGCAACAGAUCUAGUGAAAUUACUACAGAAAGUAAUCAGAGACCUGGGAGAUCCUGGAGGAUCAACUUUGUGGUCCAUAGAAAAACAUGUGAAGCAGACUUACAUUUUCGACAACUCUUCUGAGUUGGAUCUCAGAAAACAGCUUAGGUUUGCUGUCAAAAGAGCUCUGGCUAGUGGUCGACUGCUUCAAGAAGGUCGAUUUUACAAGGUUGGUAGAGUAGGAGGAACAAGCCUUGCAGAUAUUGAUACUCCUGAUACUACUUUGAGCAGCAGAAGUAACAAGAACUUGUCUUUAGAAGCCUCAUUAUUUAAAAAGGCGGUACCAAUUCCUCUUUGUAGCUUUUGUCGGGGAACGGCAGAGAGUAACAGGGAAGGGAUUUCGGAGGAGCUUAUCUCGUGCGCCGACUGUGGAAAUAGCGGACACCCAAACUGUCUAAAAUAUUCUCCAGAACUGACUGCACGUGUGCUGAACACUAGGUGGCAGUGUAUUGAAUGUAAGACGUGUAAAGUGUGUGGAAGUAGAAAUCAAGCAGAAGACUUGUUGUUUUGUGACUCCUGUGAUCAAGGCUUUCAUAUGGGAUGUUUGAAACCACCACUAACAAAGAUGCCAAAAGGCUCUUGGAGCUGUGAACCUUGCAUGGAUGAACAUCGCUCUAAGAACAGAAAAGGACGAAUAUUAAUCAAUGAAGUGGCAGCUAAUGUGAAGCAGCGUUACAAAAAACAGAGCAGUAGUAAGAUUAAAGCACAGAAAGCAAUGCAUGGUGCUUACCUCUCUUCAGACUGUGAUUUACACAAACCUUUAAAUGAAAAACACAUGAAAGUCAAAAGGAAAAGAUCAGUAACUCAAUUGCCAAAAUGGAGAGGAGUAAGAAGGGCAAAGAAAAAGAUUACAUUACAAGUAGAGCAACGUGAUGAAAAUAAAAUAACUGUACCAUCAUCAUUUUCACAUUCUAAUCUUGCUACUGAAGAAACUUUAGAACACAAGCUGGAGUUGAUGGAAGAUCAGUCUCAAGCUAUCAUUCCUGGUUUAUUUGAACCAUUCUCACUCUCAAACAAAACCAAAGGACUGAUUGAUGGACUAACAAAGUUUUUCACCCCGACUAAUAAACGUAAAUCCCGGGUUGCUUUGAGCUCCUUAGCAACACCAUUCACCUCAGUUGUGUCUGACGUAAGACAAGAAGUAAAUGGUCACUUUGAUUCUUCUGAAAAGUUGCAGUUGAGUGUGGGUGUGGAAAAUGUGGUAUCCAAACAAUUGACUAAAGGUACGGUCAGUAUAACAGAUUCAUCAUGCAUCCAACAAACUUCUAUUUUUAGCAGCUCAUCAUUAUUCUUCAAAUCAAAUUGUUCAUCUUGUAUUGCAUCUACUCAUUCACAUACAUCUGUUCUUGGAUCUUCUUCCCUCACAGCUACAAGUACUGGGCAGGGAAAGGGUUUGUUUGAUGGUCUUUCACAUCUUUACAAAGCUAGUGAUACUCACAAGUGUGCAAAAAUUGAUGGGUUUGCUCUUAACAAAAAAAAAAGAUGCAAAAAUUUGCUAGAAGAUGAAGUAGAAUCUCAGGAAUUGAUUAAUGCCACAACAGAGGAAAAUGAAGAAGAGAAUAAUCAGCCACAUGAAUUUUACCACAUGCAACAGGUUUCUAGGGAGUCUGAUGACUCAAAUAUAUUUCCCACGACAGCUUCACAAACUGCACAACAUUCAGAGUGGAUGCCAUCAUCAUCUGUAGUUUCUGAUGCUCUUAAACUUACUUGUACAAGAGUAACAUAUUCACAGACAGCAUUGACCUCUACAUUAUAUACAACACAAGAUAAAAACUUUUCAUCUUCAUCGUCUUCUGUGUCUCAUGAUGAUCAAACCUCGAAACUGUCAAAGAAUGUCGCCUACUCUCAGGAAGAAGGAGUAUGUGAUUCAUUACCUCCAUCACCAUCAAAGAAAAAGAACAAUAGCAAAUUUGCAAAUGGCGCUACAGGACUACAUAAACAACAUUUGCCUAUCGGAGUAACAGAAAAGGAUCUUAAUCUUUUCAGAAAAGCACAGCAAAUUUCAUUACAAGCUUUGGGACAUGGAACAUUACCUGUGGAAGCUCCUACCCGCUACCCAGUUUCUAUUGAAUUUGGUUGUUUUGACAUUCAGACGUGGUAUUCAUCUCCUUUCCCACAAGAAUAUGCUAGAUUAUCUAAGCUUUUCAUCUGUGAAUUCUGCCUUAAGUACUUGAAAAGCAGAAACAUUCUACAGAGACAUAGGAGGAAAUGUUUGUGGACACAUCCUCCUGCCACAGAAAUCUAUAGAAAAGAUAAUCUAUCUGUCUUUGAAGUAGAUGGUAAUAUCAACAGAAUCUAUUGUCAAAACCUCUGUCUACUUGCCAAACUCUUCUUGGAUCAUAAAACUCUAUAUUACGAUGUUGAGCCAUUUCUGUUUUAUGUUCUGACAAAAAAUGAUGAUAAAGGAUGUCAUUUUGUUGGAUAUUUCUCUAAGGAAAAACAUUGUCAACAAAAGUAUAAUGUUUCGUGUAUCAUGACAAUGCCACAUUACCAAAGGAUGGGUUAUGGCCGAUUUCUGAUUGAUUUCAGUUAUUUAUUAACAAGGAAAGAAGGACUUGUUGGAACGCCAGAGAAACCUCUAUCAGACUUGGGUCAGUUGAGUUAUGCCUCUUACUGGAAAAGUGUCACUUUAGAGUACAUCUACAAAAACAAGGACAAACAAAUUAAGAUAGAGGAUAUUUCCACUGAAACUGGUGUUAGUACUGCAGACAUAAGUUCAAUACUUGAACUUAUUGGAGUUCUUAAGUAUAAAGAUGACAUCUUAAACCUGAUCGUUGACAAGACAUGGCUUGAGGGCUACAUGAGAAAAGCUGCAGUCCGUAGGAAUGAAAGAUUGGAAAUUGAUCCUAAGUGUUUGAGGUGGAUACCAGCGAUUUCCGUUCCUUCCCUGACUUCUGAAAUCAGUGAAUUUGAGAAGGAUGAAGAAAAGUCAAGUUCUAAACAAGAAAAGUUCCAUAGUAAUUCUACAGAUGAACCACUACUUGAAACAGGUUGUAGAAAAAUAGAUAAAAACAAGACAGAAGAUCAAGCUCAAACUUCAUUUAAUAGAAACAAAAUUGAAAACACACAAAAUAGUAGAAAGAAAGUUCAGGAAGAUACAAAAAUAAAUAAAAAGAAAAUUAAUGAAAAACUUAACAAAACAAGUAAAAGCAAAUUUGAAGAAGAUUUAAAAUCAGAUAAAAACAACAACUUCAAAGAGGUAAAUACGGAUAAAAAUAAAAUUCAAGAAGAAUCGGACCCGAGUGAGGUUUUGGAAGAUUCGGAGAUAAGUAAAAAUACUAGAGAAGACACAAAGACACUUGAUUGUAAAAAACUAGAGGAAACUAAAGCAAAUAAAAACAGAUGUGAAGAUAAUUCAAAGACUGAAAAAAGCAAAGAUGAAAGUGAGUCAAAAAAUAAUUUACAUACAUCCAAGAAAAAGAACAAAUCAAAGAAGAAAAGUCUUUUGAAACUGAAGAGGAAAAGAAAGCGGGAACAUGCUUCUGAGAAACACAAGAGCUCGCUUAGUUCAGGCCAUGAAAUAGAGGAUGCAGAACCUAAGAAGAAAAAACAGAAAAAAGAUCAUGGUUCAACUUCAAAGAGUCAUGUAUCAGGCCAAGAAAAAUCUCAUAAGGAACACAGUAACUCUGACAAACAAAUUAGUCAAAAGGAAGGGAAAUCAAAAAAGAAGAAAAACAAGAAGAAGAAACUGGCUGCCUUAAAAGGAGAACUGAAGCUUGGAGAUAAUGAACACAGUAAAGAAAAAGAGAAGUCCAACCAGAAGUCCCGUAAGAGUGAAAAGUCUAGCAAAAAGGCAAAGCAUCAUUCAGAGAAGUCCAAGAGUGCAAACUCACCAGAGAAGAAACAAAAGUCAAAGAAAUCAGGAUUGUCAUCAGACAAAAAAAAAAGUAGCAAUAAACGCAAGAAGCGAAAAAAAUUGAAAAAUAAUACAUCUUCUACUUGUACUACAUCAUUUGUUGCAGAAGAAAUGCCAGAGCUAGAAAAUUGUCUUAUGCCACCAGUUCUUUUACCAGCUAUUCCUUGUGAUGGUGCAACAUUAGGACAAGUACAAAGUCCAUCUUUUGAGCCGGAUGCAUCUCCACCAAUCCUACAGGCAUCAGUGAUAGAACCUGAUGAAAAGUUGUUGUUUAUGGAAGGCACAGACAAAGAAAAUCUGCCUGUUAAAGAGAAACCCAGUUUCUUGUUAAAUCCAGCACCAUGCACAAAAUUAAAGGAGCAAGACCAAGAGAGUAGAGUAACUGAAUGGGAUAAAGACCAUGUUUCUGAUCCAGAGCAUGUAGAUCAGGAAGUUCCUGUACCACCAGUUUUUAAUGAUAAGGAGAAUGAUGAAUCAUUCCAAGUAGCUUAUAUUACGAUACCCCAGACAUGUAUUGAAGAAGUCAGUAAAGCUGAUGUAGAAGAACAUCCUGACUCCUUAGAUGAGAAAGGCCAGUUGAAUGAAGAAACAGAACAAAGUGUUCUCAACCUUUUGAGAAGAGACCAAGAUCAUUCUCAUGACUGGGACCCUGAAGAUUAUGGACCUCCUCAAAUGGCAUCUGAGCAAGAGAACACUUUAUCCUCUUUUGAUAUUCCACAUUCUAGUUGUGAUGACAUAGAAGAAGAUGAAUGUGUAGAAGAUUCCAUUUUACCUGGAGAGUUUGAUGACCCAGUAUCUUGCUCUCUUUCCACAGAGUUGCCAAUUAAUGAAGAAAUUUCAAGUCCAAUAAUUGUUGUAUCAGAAGCUACAGAUUCUGUAGCAGAACAGCUGGAGGUAGACACAUCUGUUCAUCAGCUUCCACUUACACCAAUUACUCCACAGACACCUGGUUCUAAUCCUCCUCCUAACAUUACCCAUAGCCAACACAUGUGCAACCUAGAUGAGGCCUUUCAUGAGCAGCAUCAGGAAAACACUAUUUCCUCAGGUGUAGAAAACUCUAUGGCUUGCACACAGGAAACGCAGGUGCUGAUCAACUCAAGUAAUAAUGCUUCUAGUCAGCUGAGUGAUGCCACUAAAUUCGAUGAAAACCUAGCAGGGGAACUUCACAGUAAUCUUGAAUGCUUGCAUACAUCAUCUCCAGAAACUGAUCUUCACACUUAUGACCUUUCACAGAGAAUGGAUCUUGUUGUGGAAGCCAACCAUACACCUCAGCCACCAUCCUCCACUCCAUCCACUCCCAGUGGAUUUGUAGGAAAACACAACUCAACUCCAACUCCACAGGACCUAGUUAAUAUGGGGGUUUAUACUCCUGACUCAUCAACGAACAGUGUUAAUUCAAAUAGUGGUUUCAACUCUGUGGAAAUAGAUGUCACACAGUUGGGCCUGGAGUCACCAACUUCUAUUAGCAGUGGUGAGAUGGCUCAAAACUCUGUUGAACCUCCUCAGCCAGCACAAACUCCACAACCUUUCCCUGACUGUGCUCAGCUACAGAACAGUUAUUGCAGUGCUGCUCAACCACCACAUGGGGCAAUGGCUGCAGCCGUAGCUGCUAUUGCCCAAGCCCAGCGACAAGCUCACCUCCAUUCCUUCAGCUGUUCAUCUAGUGGCCUAACAAAUUGUAGUAACAGGAUAGCACCUCCCCAACAGAACUCUCAUACUUCUGUGUCACAUGGACAUGCUGUUUCUUCUCCUGUGUCAAACUUAGUGCAGAGUAAUAUGGUUAAUGUCAAUUCUCCCUCAAUGAACACUUUACUGGUAGGACAGUCAUCCAUGUGUUCCUCACCUAACUACAUGAACACGGUAAAUAUGGCAGUGACAGGAGGAAACCCGGGCGGUUCAUACAUGGUAGGGGUGCCAGUGGCUACGAUGAUCCAGCACCAGUCACCAGCUCUUGCAGUUGCUGCUCAUUCACAGCAAUUUCAACAGCAGGGACACCAUAAUGUAAAUAUAGGAAAUCAAGUUUCUGUCACAAUAUCUGGAACUAUGCAGCGCCUCACUCAUGUCAAUGUUGGUCUUCCUCCUUCAGCAGUCUCUGCUUGUGCAGUAUCCUCGACAGUUCCAGCAGGAUUCCACCUUCAGCCACCUAAUUACUCCUGUACUCCUACACUAAAUCCUACACCAGCACCUAAUCCACAAUCUCAUGCUAACUACAGCUGCAGCCUUGCCAAGCUUCAACAGCUUACUAAUGGAAUCAUGGAUAUUGGUCCCCCUCAUAUGUCUCCUUCUUGUAGCACUAUGACUCCAUCACCAAACCUAACUCCUCCUUCACCACAGGUAAAUAUCACUCCUCCUCCUCCCCAAAUGCAGCGUGGGAUUUCCAGUCUGCAGCCUCAAGGAUCAAUACCGUCCAAUGCAGGCCACAGCUACGGUCAGUACAGCCAUCGUUACCAUGCUCGGCAGAUGCAGCGAAACUCUAGUGUAGCAAUUGGCCACAAUCUAGUAGCAGCAGGGUACCAGACUUUAAAUGGGGUUGGCUACCGUAUGCCACAAGGACCUCCUCCAGGAGCAGCAGCAAUGGUUAACACAGCAGGUUACAUUACCAAUGCUGGAUUCAUCAACUCCUCACAGUUACAGACUGCUGCCGUCCCCAUGGGCGUUGUGAACUUCAACAUGCACCCUCAAGCUCAAUACCAAGAGUCUAUUCAAGCAUCAAGACCCCAGAACACAAUGUACACUGCAUAUGGAUAUCUGAAUGGAGGUCUGACCCCUCAGGCCUUGAACCCUGUUAUGAGACGAUAGCCAUCCAUGAGAUUUUCAGAAGCCAGCUUAACUUUCCUAUUGUAAUCUAGAUACAGUAAGGUGUUUUUUUAAAGACAAAUAGUAUACACAUGAAUAGGACUGUACAGGAACAUCUAAAAAGGUCCUUAAAAAAGCUGAAUAGUUGUGAUUUCAGACUGUACAUUUCAGAGGUGAACUAUUUUCUCUUAACCGACUUUUUUGAAUGUUUUAUGAGUGAUAGAAACAAAUUUGGGUUUUCUUUCUGGCCACAUACGCAAUAUCACUUUUAUUGGUGCUGGCCGAAAUGGAUCAUUUCAGCAUACCAAUCUGUGUAACAUUGCUUAUAUAGAUAUUUUUGUUUCUGUUGUUGUAUGCCAGUUGUGUACAUACUGCUGUUAGAAACAUAACAUUUUGGACUUUGACUCGUGCUCUUUUCUUGUUUCAUAAUGAUGUAAGUAAAUGUGUAAAUAUUAUAUAUAUAAAUAUAAAUAAAUAUAUAUAAAUAUAUACAUACAUAUAUAUAUUCACCAUUGGGUUUUAAGGGUGGGGGAGCAUCCACUUUCGUUUUGAAUGUGAUAGUAAUAGAACUUUUACUGUUAGGUUUGUACAUAAACUGUUGGGUAAUGAUUCAUUAAGAAUAUAGGAACAUUACUGAAAACAAUCAAGAGGAACUUACUGAAACACUUGAAAUGGCUAGUUUGAUUUUAAGCUUUUUAUAGCAAGAAAAAACUAUUAAGUAAUAGUUCAAAAGAAAGUUGAAAUUGUGAUUUUUAUGCAACAAAUCUAAAAGAAAUGUAUGUAUACUCAUAAACAAUUAGACAUAAUUAGAGAUUUUAGAGUUUGUAUAUUCUAAAUAUUAUAAUCUUUUUUCUUUUUUUUUACAUUCAUUAUUGUCCAUAUACUUAUUGUGAAGAACGUUUUCAUCAAUUUACAUCAAAAAUAAGGUUUGCCUGUCAAUGGGUUGGACAGGCCUCACGUCAUAAAAACUUGUGAUAUUAUUCAUAACUGCUAUAUCAUCAUUUCUUAACAGACAAACAUAUUGACAAUAAUUGCAAUGAUAUUAAGAAAAGAGUUUGAUCCAAGACCAAUUCAGCCAACUGAUAUUAAAGAUUUUUAAUCUGCAAGUUGCAUGUUGACAGGUGACUGUUUUAAUUGUGGUUGUAUUCAGUACUAUUAAUGCUUAUUCUUAUACUAUAGUUAUGCGGUGUUAUAAUGGAAAAAACAGAGACGCUCCUUUCUAGAAGUGUACGCAUUCUUAAAUUUUAGUAAAACAGCUUGCAAUUAUGGUUUGUUUUGUGGGAAAAAAAAAGCUAUAGAGUAUAUUUUUGAGUAUCCGUUUUUUUUUGUGCCUUGAUGUAGCUGUUGAUUACUUCAUAGUGUUAUGCCACCUGUCAUUGUUCACCCUCAUUGCUGCUGUAUAUAGUGCUAAACCAGAAAUAAAUGUCACCCUUUGCACUUGCAA
This is a messenger RNA of Limulus polyphemus (Atlantic horseshoe crab), 9200 nucleotides long. Its product is annotated as histone acetyltransferase KAT6B-like. The coding region runs from base 743 to 7759 and encodes 2338 amino acids. Gene Ontology annotation, cellular component: nucleosome; MOZ/MORF histone acetyltransferase complex. The transcript is spliced from 20 exons. The record is from RefSeq and is a predicted model, not a curated record. Gene Ontology annotation, molecular function: DNA binding; histone acetyltransferase activity. Gene Ontology annotation, biological process: nucleosome assembly; regulation of DNA-templated transcription. NCBI's taxonomy places the organism in Eukaryota, Metazoa, Arthropoda, Merostomata, Xiphosura, Limulidae.